AUGUCUAAAGAUCAUGCUGGAACACAUCAGCCACCAAAAAUGUACUUUCUAACCGGCACUUUAUGUAAUAAUUGCUCUAAGGUCACAUAUCAAAUUAGGAAUGACUCGACAAUAAUUCUCCCCAUGUGGUACAUCUCUCUUGAAUGGCCACUCUACCAAACAUCUUUCCCUUGGUUUAGUCUGCAUGAAAUAGCAGAGCCAAAAAAGACUAUCACAAAAUCUCGCCGCUAUCAGCCUCCACCGCCACAGUUGCUAAGAAUCCGCCGAAGUGCCGCGAAUGAACGAGAACGUCGACGGAUGAAUACGCUGAAUGUGGCUUAUGAUAAGUUGCGUACCGUACUACCCGAAAUGGAUUCUGGACGUCGUCUGUCCAAAUAUGAAACACUACAAAUGGCACAGCAAUACAUCGCCUGCCUUAUGGAAAUCCUGGGCGAAAGCAGCGAAAAGCAAUCUCCAGAGAAAAACUGA
Cylicocyclus nassatus is the source of this 468-nucleotide messenger RNA. Lineage: Eukaryota; Metazoa; Nematoda; Chromadorea; Rhabditida; Strongylidae. The record is from the annotation of a GenBank genome assembly.